Fukomys damarensis (Damara mole-rat) is the source of this 1116-nucleotide messenger RNA. RefSeq names its product synaptosome associated protein 29 (gene Snap29). NCBI's taxonomy places the organism in Eukaryota, Metazoa, Chordata, Mammalia, Rodentia, Bathyergidae. The annotation marks the transcript as partial. Gene Ontology annotation, molecular function: syntaxin binding; SNAP receptor activity. Gene Ontology annotation, cellular component: plasma membrane; SNARE complex. The transcript is spliced from 5 exons. The record is from RefSeq and is a predicted model, not a curated record. Gene Ontology annotation, biological process: exocytosis; synaptic vesicle priming; synaptic vesicle fusion to presynaptic active zone membrane.
GACGACGAUGCGGAGGACGAAGAUACACGGCCGGAUCCGGGUAGGGACGCCCGUGACCCCGCUGACGGGCCCGCCGCGCACGCAGACAGGCAGCAGUACCUACGGCAGGAGGUGCUGCGCAGGGCCGAGGCCACGGCCGCCAGCACCAGCCGGUCUCUGUCUCUCAUGUACGAGUCCGAGAAGGUCGGGGUCGCCUCUUCUGAGGAAUUGGUCCGGCAGCGAGGAGUCCUAGAACGCACAGAGAAGAUGGUAGACAAGAUGGAUCAAGACUUGAAGACCAGCCAGAAGCACAUCAACAGCAUUAAGAGCGUGUUUGGUGGGUUCAUCAAUUACUUCAAAUCCAAACCAGCAGAGACCCCAGCUGAACAGAAUGGCACACUUGCUCCCCAACCCAACAGCAGAUUGAAAGAAGCCAUAAGUACAAGUAAAGAACAGGAGGAAAAGUACCAGGCCAACCACCCAAACCUCAGAAAGUUGGAUGAUGUAGACUCCCAGACUAGCUCUGCUGUGAAUACUGAGGCUUACCCAAAAAACCCACACCUUCAAGCCUAUCACCAGAAGAUUGACAGCAACCUAGAUGAGCUAUCCCUGGGACUGGGCCGCCUGAAGGACAUAGCACUGGGGAUGCAGACAGAAAUUGAGGAGCAAGAUGACAUUCUUGACCGGCUGACAACCAAAGUGGACAAGUUAGAUAUCAAUAUAAAAAGCACAGAAAAAAAAGUCCGACAACUCUAAAGAUAGAGGAGUUCUACUCUAUUAUGAUGACAAUAUUUGAAAGAUCUCUUUAUAAACUCCCAAGAAAUUUCACUUAUUAUUUUAAUGUGUGUUUGCAAAUGCUGUCACUGAAUAGAUCUUAAGAGAUUCUUGUUGUGAUGAAGAAAUGUGUGUCCUCUUUGUCUCGGGGCUGACACCUCCUAAGUUCUUUCAGCAGAAUGUUGAGAGUUUGGUUCUGAGCACAGUAGCCCAGCCCUGAAUAUCUUAGGCCUUUGACUGUCAUGCUGGAAUAAGUUGAAAAAGUUACAUUUUCAUGAGUAUAUGCAAAGAUAAAAGCAGAAUUUCAGUCUUGCAUCCACUGCCCUUCAUUUCCCUAUUGGCUAUCUUUUUUUUUUUUUUUUU